Messenger RNA from Pochonia chlamydosporia 170, 1323 nucleotides. RefSeq names its product aspartate aminotransferase, cytoplasmic. The record is from RefSeq and is a predicted model, not a curated record. The coding region runs from base 1 to 1323 and encodes 440 amino acids. Gene Ontology annotation, molecular function: pyridoxal phosphate binding; L-aspartate:2-oxoglutarate transaminase activity. The transcript has 3 exons. Lineage: Eukaryota; Fungi; Ascomycota; Sordariomycetes; Hypocreales; Clavicipitaceae. Gene Ontology annotation, cellular component: cytosol. Gene Ontology annotation, biological process: L-aspartate biosynthetic process.
AUGGCUCCUCCAUCAUCGUCUUCAACUUCCUCUUCGCUCGCGAGACUCAACAACAUUGCAAACCACAUCUCGCCCGCCAUGGCUUUCACUACCAGCUUCCCUGUUGAUACCGUGCCCCAGGCCCCCGAGGAUCCUCUCUUUGGCCUCGCACGAGCUUAUAAGGCUGACCAGAGUGAGCUCAAGGUCGACUUGGGCAUUGGUGCGUAUCGUGAUGAUACUGCUAAGCCCUGGGUUCUUCCUGUCGUCAAAAAGGCUGAUGAAAUUCUCCGAAACAACCCCGAAUUGAACCACGAAUAUGCUCCGAUUGCCGGUGUUGCCGACUUCACCUCCAAGGCCGCUGAGUUGAUUCUCGGUGCCGACUCCCCGGCCCUCAAGGAGAAGCGGGCCACUUCGAUGCAGACCAUCUCCGGCACCGGAGCCGUCCAUCUCGGCGCCCUCUUCCUCGCCAAGUUCUACAAGGGCAACAGGACCGUCUACAUGUCCAACCCGACCUGGGCAAACCACAAGCAAAUCUUUGGAAAUGUCGGUCUCCAGGUUGCCGACUACCCGUACUUCUCCAAGAAGACCAAUGGCCUAGACUUUGAGGGCAUGAAGGCCGCCAUCCAGGCUGCUCCCGAUCGCUCUAUUAUCCUGCUGCACCCUUGCGCCCAUAACCCGACCGGCGUCGACCCUACACUUGAUCAGUGGAAGGAGCUCGCCGUGGUUAUUGCUCAGAAGAAGCACUUUCCCUUCUUCGACUGCGCCUACCAGGGCUUUGCUUCCGGCAACCUCGCCCAGGAUGCCGCUGCUAUCCGCUACUUCAUCGAGCAAGGGUUUGAGACUGUUGUCUGCCAGAGUUUCGCCAAGAACUUUGGUCUCUAUGGUGAGAGAGCUGGCUGCUUCCAUGUCGUGACCAGCCCCGGGGCCGAUGCCAGUACUACCAUUUCCCGAAUCGCCUCCCAGCUGGCCAUUCUCCAGCGAUCCGAAAUCUCCAACCCUCCCCUGUACGGUGCUCGCAUCGCCGCCACGGUCCUGAAUGACCCCAAGCUCUUUGCUGAGUGGGAGGAAAACUUGAAGACCAUGUCGGGCCGCAUUAUCAACAUGCGCAACGAGUUGCGCUCAAGACUCGAGAAGCUUGGUACCCCCGGAACAUGGAACCACAUUACCGAUCAGAUUGGCAUGUUCAGCUUCACCGGUCUGUCAGAACCCCAGGUUCAGAAGCUCCGGGAGGACUACCACAUUUACAUGACCAAGAAUGGCCGUAUUUCUAUGGCCGGCUUGAAUACGAAAAACAUUGACCACGUAGCUAAUGCCAUUGACAAAGUUGUGAGGGAGAUUCAGUAA